AUGUCAUCAAGAAAAUUCUUUGUUAAAUUAGAACGGAAGUUAAUCCUUUUUCAUCAAGUAAAAAGAUUCAAGAAACCUGAAGUUGAAAAAAAUGAAAAUCAUGAAUUAAAAAAUAUUUCUAAAAUUAAUGAUAAUAAAACAUAUCUUUCAAGCACAAAAAUUAGUAAAAAUAAUUUAAAAAUUAACAUAAAUACAAAAAAUAAAAAAGAUAAUAAACUAACUAAUAAUAAUAACAAUUACUCUGAUAAGCACAAUGUUAAGAGAAAUUAUACAAAUAAUAUGAGUAAUUCUAAAUUAACAAAAAUAUCAUCGGAAACUUUGGGAAGCAGAGAUAACCUUCAUAAUAAGUUAAAUAAUAAUACAAAUAAUAUAUAUAACAAAAAUCAUAUUAAAAUUAAUAACAAUAAUAAUAACAUUAACAACACAAAUUUAUAUAUAAACAAAUUACAUGAUUAUUUAAGUGUUGUGAAUAAAUCUGAAAGCGAUAAAAUAAAAAUAAAUAAAAUAUUGAACAAAUUAAAAAAUGAUAAUUUGACUAUUAUUAUUAUAUUGAAUGUAUUAAAAGAUUUAUGCAAUUUAUUUCUAAAAAAAAGUUCUAUAAAUAUAGAUGAUUUAAUUGUAGUAGAUUAUUUAAAUAACAAAAAUUCUUUAAAGAAAUUAAAAAGCUAUUUUGAUGAAUAUUUUGUGCAUAUAGAAAAUUAUUUAAAAAGUUACAUUUGUUUUAUAAAUGAAGAAAAUAUUUAUGAUUUAUUCAAAUAUUUUUAUUAUCUUAAUUAUUCAUUGAGUUUAAAUAUAAUAGAAUUAUUAAUGGAAAGAUUAUAUUUAUGCAUUGAUAAAUUAGAUAAUUUGAAAACAGUUCAAAUAUAUUAUAUUAUUCAAUCUUUUUAUAAGCAUUUUUAUUUAAAAGAAGUAGAUAAUUAUUUUAUUUUAGUUAUUAAUGAAAAAUUGAAAAAAUCUUAUAGAGAGAAUAAUUUUUUUAAUUCUUUUCUUUUAUCUAUAAAUAAAGAUAACUCCAACUUGGAAAAUAAUAAAAAUACGAACGAAGAAUAUAAAUUUACAUUUAACAGUUUGUUUAAUUUAAAUAAUAAUGAUUUUAUUAAUGAUAAUGAACAUAAAGAAAAUUUGUAUGAAAAUCCAUCAAACGAACAUAAAAACUGGUAUAAUAACAAUGAAUUAAAUAAAAUUAAUAACGAAAAUCCAGAAUUAAAUUUAAAUAAUGAAAGUGGUAAUAUAUUUUUAAAUAUAUACAACAAUGGUGAUGAAAAUAAUAGAAGUAUUAAAACAAAUAAAGAACAAAACAAUAAUUUUGUCCCUUUGAAACAAUUAAAUAAUUUAAAAACUAACGAUAAGGAUAAUGUUGUGGAAAAUAAUGAAAUUAUGUUGAUUUUUAAAUAUAUUCAAAAUUUUCAUAACAAAAUGAAUUUUUUUUAUCAGUAUAAUAUAACAAAUUUUAUAGAAAAAAAUAAAAAUAAAUUUUCAAUUGAUUCCUUAUUACUCAUAUUAAAUAUUUAUAUAAAUAACACUAAUGAAAUGCUUAAUGAACAAAUAUUAGAAUUAUUAUAUUACAAUAUGGAUAAUAUGACUGAGAACAAUUUAAUACUGUUGACAAAUUAUUUGAGUAAAUCAAAAUGUGUUAUAAAAAUAAAUAAAGAUGAUAUUAAUGAAAUAGCAUUCAUUAAUAAAAUUAUGUAUAAGAUAAAAAAUGACAAGGAACUAUUUAUUCCAGAUAAUCUUGCAACAAUUUUUUUAAAUAUAAAUGAAACAAUAAAUAAAAUUUUAAAUUCGAAGGAUAUUAUAAAAAAACAAGAUUCAAAUGUAUUUAAUAAUUCUAAGAAAACAACUAACCAAAAUGGUUUUUUUAACAAAAAUGGUUAUAAUAAUGAAAAUUGCAUUAUUGAGCCAUUUAACGAAGAGGAAAGAUCUUCUAUUAACAUGAAUAAUGAUACUACUACAAAUAAUAAAAAUGAUGAACAAAUAUAUAUAAAUGAAAUUAAUGAUAAUAAAAGUGUAGAAAGAAAUGAAAAUAGCAGCGAUAAUAGCAAAAAUGAAAAGAAUGAUCAAAUUAUUAAUUAUGAUAAUUUAAGAAGUUAUUUUAUGAAUGAAUUAAUAAAAUUUUGUGAUGAUUAUAUUAAUAACAUUUCAUCAUUUAAAUCAAUUUUUAAUUUAUACCUAAUAUACAUUAAAAAUGAAGGAAUAAAAAAUAAAACAAUAAGUGUGUUUGAACAGAAAAUCAAAAUGAAUAAAAAUAAAAUAACUAAAGAGAAUAUAUCAAACAUAAUUUUAUCAUUAAGCAUAUAUCCUUAUCAUACAACACAAAUGUUUACUUACUUAGAAAAUGUGAUAAAUGAAAAAUUGAUGAAUAUAAAUGAUAAUUUUAGUUGUGAAUAUAAUAUAAAUGAAAAAAAUAUAGAUGAAAAUUUUGUUAAUAUAGAUGCAAAUUAUUUAAUUGAUAUUUCACUGGCUCUUGGUAUUAGUGGUAGAAAAAAUUUAAAACUAUGGAAAUUUAUUGAUGUUCAUAAAAUUAUUCUUACAUGUAAUAAAAAAUUAUUAUUAUAUUUAUCUUAUAGUUUUUUAUUAACAAAUUAUUUUUGUUCUCUUUCGUGGUUUUUUAUUAUUAAAAGAAUUGUAGAAGAUAUAAAAGUUUUUAAUAAAAAACAAUGUGAAUUAUUAUAUGAAAUACUAAAGUGUAGUGUUUUAUUUAAUUGUGUUGAUUUGAAUAAUUUUACUUGUAAUUCUCUAGAAUCCAACAAUAAUAUAAAAAAAAAACUAUCGAAUAAUAACAAUAAUAAAAAUGAAGCAGAUAAUUUUUUAAAAAAUUUUCAUUAUUUAUUGAAUACUUCUUAUUAUCAUUAUAAAAUAAAGUUAAUAAAUAAUCAAUAUAAUUCAAAAGUUCCUUAUGAAGAAAUAUUUAAUUAUCUAAAAUUAAAUUAUGAAAAAAACAUAGAAUUUAAGCAGCUAUAUAUAAUUCCAUAUCUUCUAAAAGACUAUAAAGUAAUUAUUGAUCCAUUACCUUCUACACCAAUUCAUAAAUCAAGUGGUUUUAUAAUGGGAGAAAUUCAAUUAAAACAUAAAGUAUUUCAAUAUGAUAAUUAUGUUGUUUUAUCAUUUUAUGAUGGAAUGUGGAAUAAAUUCAUUAAAUCAUCUGAAGAUAAUGGAAAAUAUAUAUAUGAUAUAAAGUCUCUAUCAGAACAUUUUAAAACAUAUAUUGAAUCUCAUGUAAAAAUAGAAAUUAGUAAAAAUAAUAUCAAUAAUACUCCCUCCAAUGAAAUUAAACAAACAAAUUCCGUUAAUUACUUAAAAUACAAAAGGCCUAAUUUACCAUCAGAAUUUAAUAACAAAUAUUUAAUAAAUAAAACUAAUAAUACAAACAAUUAUCAAGAUCAGAAUAAGUAUUUAAAAAUUAAAACUAAAAUAAAUAAAAAAUAA
Plasmodium gallinaceum is the source of this 3426-nucleotide messenger RNA. RefSeq names its product conserved Plasmodium protein, unknown function. The transcript has a single exon. Lineage: Eukaryota; Apicomplexa; Aconoidasida; Haemosporida; Plasmodiidae. Bases 1 to 3426 code for a protein of 1141 amino acids. The record is from RefSeq and is a predicted model, not a curated record.